UUCCAUUCUCAGCACGGGAAUCGCCGACAGUGAAUCGUUGACGAGGAGUCGUUUAAUCGAUGCUUUAUUUUUUUUAUUUUCUUGUCUGUCCCGUCCGCCACCAUGAACCCGUUAACCCAGGUGCGCCGGGUGAACGCGAUGAACGCGCGCGAGGCGGCGCAGGGCGUGAGCGAGGCGGCGUCGUGGCACGCCGACUACCGCGGCAGCGCCUGGGUCUUCGUCGGGGGGCUCCCGUACGAGCUCUCGGAGGGCGACAUCAUCUGCAUCUUCUCGCAGUGAGAGACGGACAGGCACAGCACUGCACAGCACAGCAGAGGUACGGGGAGGUGGUGAACCUGAACCUAGUGAGGGACAAGGCCACGGGGAAGUCCAAGGGCUUCGCCUUCAUCUGCUAUGAGGAUCAGCGCAGCACCAAUCUAGCAGUGGAUAAUUUCAACGGCAUCAAGAUCAAGGGCCGCACGCUGCGCGUGGACCACGUCUCAGAGUACCGCGUCCCCAAGGACCACACGGACACCGAUCCAGUCACCCGGGCCCUGCGCGAGCACGGCUGUGGGCCCCUGGUUCCCACCCCUACCGCCACUACCCCCAGCGAGACCCCCAGUGAGACCCCCAGCGAGACCCCUUGCCCCGGGGGAUCGUCCAGGUCGCGCAGUGACACUGACGAAUCGCCCCGGAGGAAACGCAAGCACGGAGACGGAUCCCACGAGAAGAAGCAGAAGCAGAAGAAGAAGAGGAAGAAGGAUAAGAAACUAAAGAAGAAAGUCAAGAAGACACGGGCAGAUGAGCAGGAGGAGGAGGAGGAGGAGCAAGAAGAGGAGGAGGUCCUUGAAAUCAAACCUCCCUCUGUCCAUGUGAAAAUUGAGAAGUCGGACCCCGGAUACGAAAAAGCAGCCAUGGGGAGACGCGGGGAGAGGCACGGGGAGGGCGACAGGGAUGGACAUAGGGACGGGCAGGGACACGGGGGGAGCAACAAGAGGGAUAGGCAGGGCGCUGUGGAGAGGAGAGUGAAGAUGGAGAAAGGGAGUGAAGGCGAGAGGGAGACAGGUGGUGAAAGGGAGAGACAAAGUUACGGUGAGAGGGAUAGAGAGGUUGCGAGGGAAAGACAGAGAGACAGUGACAGACAGAGAGGUGAGAGGGAGAGGCAGAGAGAUGGUGAGACGGAGAGGCAGAGGGAUGGUGCGAGACAGAGCGAUGAGAGGGAUAGACAGAGAGACGGUGAGUGGGAGAGAAGGAGACAUGAUGAGAGACCGAGAGAUGAUGAGAGACAGAGAGAUGGUGAGCGACAGAGAGAUGGUGAGCGACAGAGAGAUGGUGAGCGACAGAGAGAUGGUGAGCGACAGAGAGAUGGUGAGAGACAGAGAGAUGGUGAGAGGCAGAGAGAUGGUGAGCGACAGAGAGAUGGUGAGCGACAGAGAGAUGGUGAGCGACAGAGAGAUGGUGAGAGACAGAGAGAUGGUGAGAGACAGAGAGAUGGUGAGCGACAGAGAGAUGGUGAGCGACAGAGAGAUGGUGAGCGACAGAGAGAUGGUGAGCGACAGAGAGAUGGUGAGCGACAGAGAGAUGGUGAGCGACAGAGAGAUGGUGAGCGACAGAGAGAUGGUGAGAGGCACAGGGAUCAUGGUAGGGAGAGAGUCACAGGGCGAGACAUGGAGAGAGACAAUAAGAGGGGCAAGCAGAAAGAGAGAGAGAGAUGGUGAGAGGGAUAAACCGGAAUUACAGUCGGGAGAGAAAUGGACAGAGGACUACGAAGAAAGACACGGGGAGAGACAUGGAGUGGGACAGGCAGGGAGACAAGAGACAGUAUGCUGACGCCGCAUCCUCACGGCUUGCCAACUGACGUUACAUGCAGUGAACGAGCAGAGGCGCGUGGAGGUGGCACUGCGUCUUCACAUCAAAUGUGCGUGGUGAACGAUUGGAAAUGCUUGUAGAUGACACGGGAAUGCUGCAUCCUCACGGCUUACUGAUUUACUGUCCCGUGCGAUGAACGAGUGAAGACGUGUGGAGGUGACGCAGUGAAGCCGCGUUUUCACUGCGUGCUGACGACCGUCAUGAGUGAUGACCGAGUAGGAGACUUGUGUAGGUGAUGCGGGGAUGCUGCGUCCUCAUCGCUUACUGACGUCACGCGCGAUGACCGAGCAGAGACGCGUGUACGCGAUGGCGCAUCCUCAUGGCGUUACGAAUCCUUUAGUUUUAUUUAAGGACCAUUGCCUUUUUUUUAUAAAAAGUUUGAGCAAAU
This is a messenger RNA of Petromyzon marinus (sea lamprey), 2236 nucleotides long. Lineage: Eukaryota; Metazoa; Chordata; Hyperoartia; Petromyzontiformes; Petromyzontidae. The record is from RefSeq and is a predicted model, not a curated record.